Bipolaris zeicola 26-R-13 is the source of this 1782-nucleotide messenger RNA. RefSeq lists its product as uncharacterized. The record is from RefSeq and is a predicted model, not a curated record. The coding region runs from base 1 to 1782 and encodes 593 amino acids. Lineage: Eukaryota; Fungi; Ascomycota; Dothideomycetes; Pleosporales; Pleosporaceae. Gene Ontology annotation, biological process: malate transmembrane transport. The transcript is spliced from 2 exons. Gene Ontology annotation, cellular component: membrane. Gene Ontology annotation, molecular function: malate transmembrane transporter activity.
AUGAACCGAACCGCCCAGCAUCUCGCAAUCAGCCGACCGCCUCCCGCCGAUAGCUUCCCAUCCAUUGCCAGCAUCCAGAGGCCGGAAUCACGUGCGUCGACCGAGUCGGUGUCGAGUGCAGAGGAAAGGCUACAAUGGCGCAGUCACCCCAAUGUCGCAACCCCAUUUCCCGACUCACCGGAACACAAUCCCUUUGAUGACCCCAAUCUAAACUCGUCAUUGCCGCCGAGACACCAGGCCGACGGUGCGCACGAGCAGACACAGAAGGAACAAGUCGAGGAUGCGUGCCACGACGAUUCAAAGACUGACACAAACGCAUCCGACAAGACCGAAGAGCCCAGGCCUUUGGCUCCCAUCAUCAGCAAUGUCAGCACCAAGCGUAGCGCCCGAGGCACCCUCAAGAGUGAUGUACCCGAGAAGAGGAAGCAGCUGAGCUUCAAGGAGCGAAUACGGCAUUUUACCUGGACCUGGUUUUGUCUUACAAUGGCUACUGGAGGCAUUGCCAACGUCCUGUACAGUGUCCCGUUCCGCUUUCGAGGCCUCUACGCCAUUGGCUGCAUCUUCUUCAUCCUCAACAUUGUCUUCUUCCUAUUCAACUGCAUCAUGAUCUCUUUCCGUUUCUACUUUUACCCUCGCACAUUCAAGGCCUCAUUUCUGCAUCCCACCGAAAGUCUCUUUAUUCCUGCCGCCGUAGUCAGCUUCGGCAUCAUCCUAAUCAACGUCAGCCAGUACGGUGUCGGCCAUUCAGGCUUGGGCAAUUGGCUGGAGAAGAUCAUGAUUGUUUUGUUCUGGAUGGACUGCGGUCUUGCUGUCUGCUUCUCCGUAGGCAUCUACUUGCUCAUGUGGUCUACAACAACAUUCACAAUCUCCCAAAUGACACCCAUCUGGAUUUUCCCCGCCUACCCACUGUUAAUUAUCGGUCCCCAUGCUGGCAACCUAGCCCCCAAGGUCGACAACCCAACCACAGCCCUCACCAUCAUCCUGACCGGGUAUGUUAUCCAAGGAAUUGGAUUCCUUGUCUCGCUCAUGAUCUAUGCUGCUUUCAUCUACCGCCUCAUGACACAGAAGCUCCCUAAGGAGUCGCUUCGCCCCGGUAUGUUCAUCAGCGUUGGUCCCUCGGGUUUCACCAUAGCAGGAGUUGUCACAAUGGGCCAAGAACUUCCGAGGGUUGUCGCGAGUGACUUCAUGGGAGAGGGAAACGGCGAAAUCGCAGGCAAGGUCGGCAUGAUCUGCGCAAACUUUCUCGGACUAUGGCUCUGGGGCCUUGCACUCUGGUUCUUCCUGAUAAGUGUUGGCGCUCAUUGGUCUUGUGCUAGGCGAGGAAAGAUGGACUUCGGAAUGACGUGGUACUCGUUCAUCUUCCCCAACACUGCACUGACGACAUCCACCUUCGCCAUCUCCCGAUGCCUCAACGGCAACAAGCCCAUUGCAUACAUUGGCUGCGCCAUGACUGUUGGCCUCAUAGCCAUGUGGUUUUUUGUCAUUUUCAUGAACGUUCGGGCCGUCUUCAUCCACCAAAUACUCUGGCCAGAGAAGCAGGAGGAUAGGACCGAAGGAGGCUGGAAACAGCAGACUGCUGAAGAGCAGCAAAGGAGACAGCGCGAAAGAGAACUUGCUGAUGGAGGAGAAAGCAUUAGAGAACGCGCAUGGAACAGAGCCAAAACUUUUCAGAGGAGAGAUCGGGCUCCUACCUUUGAUGGCCAGGGAGCACCCAUGCCAUCAUUGGCCAGGGCCCAGACUGAGACAAUGGCUAGGAAGAGGAGAUGGAGUUUCAGAAGGUGA